AUGGUGCUGGUGGUGGUCCUCGUUGUGCAAGUGGUGGUGGUCGUGGUAGUGGUGCUGGUGGAUGUCAUGAUGAUGCUGGUGGAUGUGGUGCUGAUGCUGUUGGAGGUGGUGCUGGUGUACCACGGUUGUGGUAUUGGUGCUGGUGGUGGUCAUGAUGGUGCUGGUGGAUGGGUUGCUGAUGCUGGUGGAGGUGGUGCUGAUGAUGGUGGUCAUGAUGGUGCUGGUGGUGGUCAAGAUGGUGCUGGUGGGUGGGUUGGUGAUGCUGUUGGAGGUGGUGCUGAUGCUGGUGGAAGUGCUGCUGGUGGUGGUCAUGAUGGUGGUUGUGCUGGAGGAUGA
Mya arenaria is the source of this 336-nucleotide messenger RNA. RefSeq lists its product as uncharacterized. NCBI's taxonomy places the organism in Eukaryota, Metazoa, Mollusca, Bivalvia, Myida, Myidae. The record is from RefSeq and is a predicted model, not a curated record. The transcript has a single exon. Bases 1 to 336 code for a protein of 111 amino acids.